GAGAUCUGCAGUUUUUCAUCUUUGAGUAGACUCUGUUUGAUCCGAGGCAUUCUUACUACAGUUUCUAGGGGUAUUCUAGUUUCAUCUUUUGCUCAGUUGAGUAACAGUGACUGUGAUCACAGAACUAUUCUGUAUGACGGAAUUUUGCUGGAACUUUGUGAUUUAUGCGAGAACCCCAUUGACAGCCAUUUAAAUUUUCACGCUCUAACUGUGAUGCAGAUUUGCUUGCAACAGAUCAAGACAUCUAUGUUAACUGAUUUAUCAGAAGAUUAUGAUCGAAUGCCAGACAGCAUGACAGCUCGAGUACUCAGAAUUAUAUGGAACAACUUGGAGGACCCUUUGAGCCAGACAGUCAAACAAGUCCAUCUCAUGUUUGACCUCUUACUAGAUAUCCAAACCACGGUUCACCAGACAGAUGAUAAAGUGGGAAUAAGGGAAUCUUUGCUUAAAAUUGUCAACUAUCUUCUUCGUUUAGGAUCACGCUGUAAGGGAAGGUAUGUUCCAUUGGCAUCCUUGACAAGACGAUUAGGUGCUAAGACGUUGAUGGAUAUGAGCCCUAACCUG
Messenger RNA from Camelina sativa (false flax), 564 nucleotides. The record is from RefSeq and is a predicted model, not a curated record. NCBI's taxonomy places the organism in Eukaryota, Viridiplantae, Streptophyta, Magnoliopsida, Brassicales, Brassicaceae.